GAUUUUAGAUCCACUGCGUUGCGGGUUUCAGUGCACGCGGGCGUUCAAACGAUCAGAUUUGUAGUAAAAAGGAAGAGAGCGUUUUGUUUACACUGAGAAGUGGGUAAAGUUCAGCCGCUCGGGGUUUCAGCUGCUGCUGCCGGAUUUUAAAGGAUAUUAAUAUAAAACGAUGGACUGGACUAAAAUGACGAAAGAUGAGCUCGAGCGGCAGUACUCCCCCAGCAGGUGGUCCCACAGGAUGGACGCGGACGCGGUGAUCCAGGCGCACGUGAAGGCUCUGAAAGCCGGCACAGAGCGAGCGCGCAGCCUGGCUCAGACUUUACUCAACAUCCCAUACGGGGAGGGGGACGGGGAGAAGCUGGACAUUUACAUACCGAAGACCAACUCUCUGGAUCUCAACCUCGUCAUUUACAUCCAUGGGGGGUACUGGCAGUUUCUCAGUAAGGAGGAAUCUGGGUUCUUGGCUGUUCCUCUCAUUGAGAAGGGCGUAGUUGUGGUUGCCGUUGGUUACGACAUUGCCCCGAAAGGUAACAUGGACCUGAUGGUGUCUCAGGUUCGCCGGAGCGUUGUGUCCAUCGUCCAGCAGUAUUCACACAUCAGGGGUCUUUACCUGUGUGGCCACUCGGCGGGGGCUCACCUGGCUGCCAUGGUCUUGUCCACUGACUGGUCACAAUAUAGCCUCAAUCCUCAAAUCAAAGGUGCUUUUCUUGUGAGCGGCAUAUACGACCUCCUGCCCAUCCUGCCCACCUACAUCAACGAGCCUUUGAAGAUGACCGAGGCCGUGGCGGCCAGAAACAGCCCCAGCCAGCUAGUCUCUCAGCUUCAGGUGUCCUCCCCCAGCUGUCAAAUCAUCGUGGCCGUCGCUGAGAAUGACUCGCCGGAGUUUCGCAAGCAGUCGGAGGAAUAUUACACAACUCUGAGAGCGGCAGGACUGAAGGUGAGCCUGGAGGAUGUGCCGGACACGGAUCACUUCAGCGUCGUCGACCAAAUGGUCGAUCCGGAGUUUUGUCUAACGAAGCUUUUAUUGAAGAUGAUGGACAGCUGAAGAUCAGACGCCUCAGCAUUCCUCUGUGUGCACAGACGCUAUGAAAAGCAAGAUUUCUUUUCCUUUUUGGGGGUGGGGGGAGGGGGUCUAAACAGUUGGAAUGAACUAAAAGCGCCACUGAUUGUUUUGUCUUGUCUACUGCUGGAUAACAUAAAGUUAGGAAUCGUGUCCUUCAUGGUUCCAGUGUGUUUUAUCGGGCCUGCUGUAAACAGACCACAGAUCUGCAGUCACUGUCGUCAGCAGAGGCGGUUCCACCUUGUUCUGAAGGCUGUCGACGCUUCGGAGCAGAUCCCCGCCCGUGUACCAAUCAGUGAACAGACGUGGUUUUCAGUAGUUCUUCUGCUGUUGCUCCCAUCGGCAUCGGCAUGCUGUGGAUCAGUGGUGAACAAAUCAAUAGUUUUAUUUGAUGAUAGUUGACUGAAAACAUGAAUGUGAGCAAGAACAGACACACAUGGAGACUUUCAGGUGGCUUGAUGCCAUUUUCACAAUGUUCCUCUCAUUUUCUGCAAGAUAUGGAUGAGAAUCACAAUAAACAUUUAUAUUUGAGAA
This is a messenger RNA of Oryzias latipes (Japanese medaka), 1594 nucleotides long. Its product is annotated as kynurenine formamidase. NCBI's taxonomy places the organism in Eukaryota, Metazoa, Chordata, Actinopteri, Beloniformes, Adrianichthyidae. The record is from RefSeq and is a predicted model, not a curated record. Gene Ontology annotation, molecular function: arylformamidase activity.